AUGGCACCUAGCUAUGCUAGUAACAUCCCGUGGAGACCUGAUACUUUGGUGACACACGCUAGUGCUGUUCGGACCAAUCACCAAAGCUCUCGCUCUGACUUGAAGGACAUGCUUCAGAGCGAUCUUGGCUCGGACGUCCGCCUGGCUGCCACCGACGAUUUUCUCCAGAACAUCCUAUAUAUCCCUUCCCCUGAUACCGAUCGGGUCUUCGAGCGACUCCUCAAUAAUGGUACUUACGUUUCGAAUCGCUGGGACGCAUUUCCGAAGACUGUUGGCCCCGAGAAGCGCCUUUACGGUCCAUUUGUCCAGAUCGCGACCACGAUAUUCAAAGCAUGCACCGAGCUCGGGAUUAAACUCGAGACCGCGGACACAUACUGGCCGGAGGAUGUCGACAAGGCUCCGGAAUCUUACGACCGCCAAACUGCUCCGCCAGUUCGCCCAGAUCUCGUAGCCGCACUCGGAAACAACGCAGCUCAGAGCGCAUAUCGGGAGUGGGAGCAAGAGAUGAGAGAGCUGCGGGAUCAGGGCAGUAAGGUCCAUUCUGAGAAGAAGAAAGCCUUGUUAGAAAAGCUCACGGAGAAGAUAAGGGUAUGGUGGACACGCGUGCAUACGCCUGCAGAGUUGAAGCCGACAGAGAGCAUAGAGAACUUGACGGAAGGUCUCACCCAGCUCUGUGGAUACAUGCGCUUAGUUCUCCAGGAGCAGCUGGACCGCCGUUUUGUUCCCGGGCUUCUCCUCUGCGAGAGCAAACUGUCCGUCUGGCUUUGUGAUAGGGCCGGUAUCCUAGGGACGAAUAAGCUCAUUGACAUUCAUGCGGAACCCAAGAAAUUUAUCCAAGUCAUCAUGGCGUUAUCCUGCCUCGAGCCUUCACGCCUCGGCUGGGAUCCGAAUAUGAAGAUCUAUCGGACCCAGGAGGACCAACUAGUCUCGCCCACCGACGGGUCCGUCACGAUCAAGGACUUCAGUUCGAGCUUAUAUAACACUAGAUGGGCUAUACGCAUACGCGGGGAAUGGUAUAUCAGCUUGCAGGCUCUGAGCACUGUACGUGCAGCGGAAAUGUCCGGUCGGGCUACUCUGGUUUGGCGGGUAGUGAAGAAAGGGACCAUGGAAUUCUAUGUCUUAAAGCAAAGUUGGCGACCUCGCACAGCUUCACCGGAAAGCGACUUUCUUCAGGAUAUAGCAAGUGAUUGGGUGUGCGAUAUUGUAUUCUCCGCGGAGGCCUCUAUCAACGGUAUAGUCGAUAGCACGUCUGAGUGCAUUCGUCGGAACGUGAAGGUCGUAUCGAUCAUCAACCGGAAGCACAUCGGGUCGUCAGCGGGCGAGCUGACUUCGGCCUCGUCGAAGAAGAGAAAACCGGUCGCCGAAAUUGACGACGAUGAGAAGUACGUCUUCAUCAUCUCGGUCGGGAAAGAACGUUUCAUCGACGGCAUUGGUGGGCGCGACUCGGACUUAUGGCCCGUUGACCGCGUUCGGACGCAUACCUUGAUGCGAACCUACGGUUGGCCCAUCAAGUUCUUCAAAGACAUCCCGGAACUACUGACAACGAUCCGCGACGCCGUCAAAGGGCACAGCGAUCUCUGGUUCCACGGGGUACUUCACCGCGACGUGAGCAUCGGCAACGUCCUCAUCUGUCCAGUCGAUAACGACGUGCAGAAGACGAAGGGAUGUAUCAUCGACCUUGACUAUGCGAAGAAAACAGCAGAACGAGUUGCACUUCCCGUCACGGUCCCGAACGAUAACCAAGAGGAGGUAGACCGUGCCACAAAUGAUUUGAUUUAUUACACCCGGAGGAAACAUAGCAUACAAAUUGAGCGUUGCGCUGCCGCCGGACUCAUCACUCGUUGUCGCGAUCAUAUUGGCCUCGCUUUAGCAUACAUUGAUUGUGCCCUGAAGAUAUGGCCGUUGUCGCCCACACCGACCUCCCAGACGCUUUCUGUACAGGAUCUCCGAUUGCGUGAAUGCACACGUCAAUUUCCGGAUUGGCAACUACGCUCCACGAUCAACUUCGAGCGAACUGGUACAAAGGCCUUCAUGAGCGCUGAAAUCUUAGGCAAUUCCAAGUAUUUUACUGUCAGCCAGCUACGAGAGGAUGGACCCGUCGUCCACAGCGCCAUUCAUGACCUCGAAUCCUUCUUCUGGGUUCUCCUCUACCUUUGUCUUACCCGAAGCGGUCCUGGCGGAGAGCGUCGCGAUGAGCUGCAGCCAAACGCCCCCGACCAGAAUGAUGUGAACAAGCUCCACCGCAUAGUUGGGUGCUUGUUCGAAGCGGGCGACAACGAUACCCUUUUAGCCAAUAAACGCCGAUUGUUCGAAAAUCCUCGCGAGCUCGAUCAGAUUAUCACGCCUUGCUUCCAUCCAUACUUCGCAGACCUAGGGAAUUUGGUCGUGGAGUGGUGGAACGUCAUUCGAUUUGGAUAUCACACGUUGGACCACGUUGCGCCCGGCAUAAUUCAUGAUCAAGUCAUCAAGCUCAUCGACGACGAGAGGAUGAAAAUUGAAGUGGCCCUAUUGGAGGGGCCGACCAGCAGGACACAGGCUGGUGCGUCUAACAAGGAGGUUGAAAGACGCAAGAACGACCUCCAGCGCAUCGAGGGGCUUGCUCGAGGUCUCGCAGUCGUUGAAGACUCGACUCCGACGAACACACUAUGGGAGUUAUCUCCUGAUAGAGUAUCGUCAAGCACGGGUUCGUACGCCACUCCAUCCUCUCCGACGCCACCAUCAAAGAGGCAAAACACGGGUGGUAGCACCUUGCGUGCGGCCGGCAAAAAUUGA
Molecule: messenger RNA, 2772 nt
Organism: Stereum hirsutum FP-91666 SS1
Lineage: Eukaryota; Fungi; Basidiomycota; Agaricomycetes; Russulales; Stereaceae
Exons: 8
Coding region: 1-2772 (923 amino acids)
Biological process (GO): protein phosphorylation
Molecular function (GO): protein kinase activity
Source: RefSeq, a predicted model, not a curated record